AUGAGGAGCAGCCUGACCGUGGUGGGGACCCUGUGGGCUUUCCUGUCCCUUGUUACUGCAGUUGCCAGUUCUACCAGUUACUUCCUGCCUUACUGGCUCUUUGGAUCCCAGCUGGGAAAGCCAGUGUCAUUCAGCACAUUCCGGAGGUGCAACUACCCUGUGCGGGGGGAAGGACAUAGUCUGAUCAUGGUGGAAGAGUGUGGACGCUAUGCCAGCUUUAGUGCCAUCCCAAGCCUGGCCUGGCAGAUGUGCACAGUGGUGACAGGUGCUGGCUGUGCUCUGCUGCUCCUGGUGGCACUGGCUGCUGUCCUGGGCUGCUGCAUGGAGGAGCUCAUCUCCAGGAUGAUGGGACGUUGCAUGGGAGCAGCGCAGUUCGUGGGAGGAUUGCUGAUAAGCUCAGGCUGUGCAUUAUACCCCUUAGGAUGGAAUAGCCCGGAGAUAAUGCAAACAUGUGGGAAUGUCUCCAAUCAAUUUCAGUUAGGUACCUGUCGGCUUGGCUGGGCCUAUUACUGUGCUGGAGGUGGAGCUGCUGCAGCCAUGCUGAUCUGCACCUGGCUCUCUUGCUUUGCUGGAAGAAACCCCAAGCCUGCUGUGUUGGUGGAGAGCAUCAUGAGGAACACCAACUCUUAUGCCAUGGAGCUUGACCGCUGCCUCAAACCUUGA
Messenger RNA from Cynocephalus volans (Philippine flying lemur), 663 nucleotides. RefSeq names its product LHFPL tetraspan subfamily member 1 (gene LHFPL1). Gene Ontology annotation, cellular component: membrane. The transcript has 3 exons. NCBI's taxonomy places the organism in Eukaryota, Metazoa, Chordata, Mammalia, Dermoptera, Cynocephalidae. The coding region runs from base 1 to 663 and encodes 220 amino acids. The record is from RefSeq and is a predicted model, not a curated record.